GGAAUUAUUACGUUUAUAAUCCCAAAAGUAAUAAUUACGCUUUUGUUACUUUUUUGACUCAAGAAUACCUAAUUUAUAUUCUGUAUCUCUGAAGAAAAAUUUGGUUUGAAGUAGUAGGUUUUAUACCUCUUAUAAUCGAUGUAGAACCUUGACGUUCCUGUCAACUAACAUCAUAGUGCUCAACCAGUAUACACUGGUUGGUUAUUUUUUAGUAUUUUUUUUUUUUUUUUGUGCAGGACAUGAAAUAAAAUUUAAAUUAUUUUUAAAAUGUUUGUUAGUUCGGCUGUUAGAUUGUUGACGUCAUCUUCAUUUAUUCCAGUGAAAAGUGUUUGUGAAUUAGAUUUAUUGAGGACCAAUGUUGUCAGGACCUUUCAUUUGAGCUCCUACCAAUUUGGUAUUUAUGACAUAGACAAGAAAAAUGUAGAAAAACUUGCUGAUGAAUCUGGAAAGUCUCCUCCUUUAGAUAAAGAUAAAGCUAGGGCUUUAAUACUGAAAUUAAAUGAAGAAGAGAGGGACUUGAUUUCAUCUGCUUUGAAGGAAUAUGAAGCAAAUAAAAGAAAAGAAGAAUACGCAGAACAGCUAGCAGCAUUAAAAUGGAGGUCGAAGUUUGGUCGCCCCACGAAGGUACCUACGUUAGGAGAUGUGGAUCCAACAGGUUCAUAUUGUCCUGUCCCUGAAGAUUGGCUAAUGAAGAAAUAUGCUGAAACAGUACCGAAACCAACAACACGUCAACUCGGCCGAGUAUUUGUUCACAAUGCCAUCCCAUUUGUUGGAUUUGGUUUUCUUGAUAAUUCAAUUAUGAUUUUAUGCGGUGACUACAUAGAGAUGAAGGUGGGGACGAUGAUAACAAUAUCUACGAUGGCAGCUGCAGCUCUUGGUAACUGCUUCUCAGACGUCUUGGGGCUUGGGUCAGCGUAUUACGUGGAGCGCCUUGCACUCGCCUUAGGAUUUAAGGCUCCGAAUCUUACUCCUAUCCAACUGAAUAUGAACAGUACAAGGAGAGCCGCAAACCUUGGGAGAGCUGUUGGCGUAACAAUUGGAUGUAUCCUAGGAAUGGCACCGCUCCUUAUUCUCUGAAUUUAUUGCCUUGUCCAACUUUUCGUUUUUUUAACAAAACUGUGUUAAUUUAUUACCAUUACUAUUUCUCCUGUUUGAAACCAAAAUAACUUUCUUCUUCUUCUUUACCAAAAACUAAAAAUCUAAUCUAGUCAUAAGAUAAAUAAUUGCUAAGCAGUAGGAGGCAGGGUGUAGGAGACUUCCAAGAUGGUAGAUGAUAAAAAUACGCUUCUAAUGACCAAUACUUUUAGAUAUGUGUUCAAUAAUACAUAUAACUGAAAUGUUUGCUUUAGCUAUUCUUUACUAACAUUAUAGCCAUAAUGUUUUGAUUUUGUUUUUAAUUUUUCUUUUAAAUUUUUAAUUCGGGAAAGUUUUAUUAUGUAAAUUUUUAUAAAAAUGUUUGAUGAUUGUUUCAUAAUAACUCACUUUUAUAUUUCAAACGUUUUGACUGUUAUUGUUUUGUAAAAUAUAUGUUAUAUCUGUUAAAUUACGUCACUUGAGAUAUUAAUCAUGUAAUUCUAUUAAUGAAUUGACAUUGAACCUUUAUAUUAAUUUGUCUUGUUACUUAACUCUUUAUGUAUCUUGUUACAUUUGACUUGCUAAACUAUUUAUAAAAGUUGACCAAUUUGUCCAGCCAAAGGAAAUUACAUGUAUUAUAUGUAUAUAUUACAUAUGUAUUUAUAUUGGUUCCUUGUUCCAUCAUGGUAGUAAUUAAUGAGAUUUGUUUAAAUUUUACUAUUAACUUUUUAUUUAUUUUUUGUUUCUGUCACUAAGAAAAUAUUUUAUUUUUCUUGCUAAGAAUGAUUGUUAUAUUUUUUAGAAUAUUUAAUAAUUAAACUUCAUGAGAAUGUUUAAUUGAUAAUUGUUUUGUUUUAAUUUGCUAUAAAUGUUUCUAUAUUUAUUAUGUGUUUAUAUGUAUGUUAUUUCUAUUAUUACAAUCAUAAAUUCUUCUAUUGAAAUAAUUAAACUCAUUGAAUUAAAGGGAAAAAUCUUGUAGAAAUAUUCAAGUCUAUCAUUAACGUUUUAUUAAAAAAUUUAGCUGUUGUAGAAAUACUAUGAUACAACAAUUUUCUGUUCAAGUACUGUUUUAUUCCUGGGGCCAUGGCAUAUAUGAAACAAGAGGCUUUUAUAGGUCCUUGACUGUUUUACAUUUUAAGACCUAACAUGUCACAAGUUUGUCAAUAUAAAUGUAACGAUUAAUAAAGAAAUUCUCCACGAUCGUUUUUGUGCGAUCGCCAUUUUAUUGGAGUAAGAUUAGCAGUUUGUCAUAAUUGUUUCACAGUUCUUCCCUUCUAAAAUAAAAGAAGUGAAAAUGUGAAUUUUGGACAAUUUUUUAUGAUUUGAUGAACUACAAGUCAAAGUUUAUAAAUUAUUAAUCACUUUCAGAAGACUCAACUUCUGUAUGAUUGACCUAUGUCAGACAAAAUAUUCUUUUCGGGAAUAUUGGAUCGUUUUUGUCUGAUACACGAUACUUAAAUUGUACUUCUUAUUAAAUACACUAAAGAAUAUUUUAAUCGAUUAUUUCCAAAGUGAACCCUAGUCAUUAUUAAUAAAUUUUCAGGAAAAAAAAUUAUAUUUUGCUAUUCUAAUUGUAAUAUCAUAAGUAAUAUUUAAAAAAAAAAAUGAAUUUAGAUAUUGUUUAUUUUAGCAUAUAUUUCAGAAAAUUAUUGAAACUUCAAUAUGACCGUUUUUUGGAAUAAUAAAAAAGGUUGAUUGGGAUUCAGUACGGAGUAAAAAAUGGUAUACAAUAAAGAGGGAGGGAUGAGAAAUGUGUUAAAAUUACAUACUUAUUAUUUACAAUAACAGUACGUUAAAAUAAAUUUAUUUUUAAUUUUUAUUUAAAUAAUGUUAAAAAGAUUUAGAUAAAUUCUUAUUUUCAUACUACUUUUUUAAAAAUAAUUAUAUUUGUUUUUAUUAAAAUAAGAAAUAAUUGCUACGUUAGAUUCAUUGAAUGUGAUACAUUGGAAUUGAUACUUUUCACGAUUUGUGAAAAAUUACUUAGGUUCACUUUGGUAAUGAGUGAGCUAUACGUCUGACAUGUUGUGUUGUACCUACAUACUGUAAGCAAACGGCCGAGGCAAAAAUAAAAUCUUGAUUAAUCACUUUGCUAGGCAACAACAUUACUAUACAGUUUUAAAUGAAUCUUAAAACUGCUGAAAUAUUUUUUUUAAUAAUUUGUUCACCAUGGCCCCAGAAAUCAUUUAUUUUUUUAUUGAAUCGAUACUUAAAUGGAUAUAGGUUAAAAUUUAGAUUGGGAUGGAACCAUUGAUAUUUUUAUAUGACUGAAACAUAUCUGUUUCUAUCUACUUAUUAGUUAGCUUAUGGAUAUUAUGGACUCAUUAACUAACAUAAACAAAUUUGUCUAUUUUUCUCCCUUCUAAUUAUUCCACUGUUAAGUGCACGUAAUUACUUGUUGAAAAAUUCUUCAUGGUGCUACUAAACUUAUUGUUUCUACUAUUGUUAAUCAUUCUCUAAAUGAUUAAUCACAAUUUGCUACCUCAAGGUUGUUAAGAUAACCGUGCCAUAUUUUUAUGAAACUUUAAAUUUGAACUACUAUUGUAAUUUUAUUAUUAUACCUUUAUAUCUGGUAAUUGCAGAUUUUACUUAAAUGUUUUGUGCUAAAUGAACUAUAAAUAUGUAUUAAUGAUGUAUUUCUGUAGUUUUUAUUUGCCAAAGAUUUUUAAACCUAUUUCUGGCUAAUUUACCCUACCUCACAACACAAAAUUUAACUGUUUCUUUUAGUUAAAAUGGCAUGUACUAGAUACUUUAAAAUAAAUAAAUUGUAACAAAAAUUAUGAAAAUAUUAUCUUGAUAAGGAUAGAAGAGAGAGCUGCUGGAAUAUAUAUUAUAUAAUAAAUGUAAUGGUAUAAAAGAGAGAAAUACAAUACAAUUGUAAUGCUGUACAAUUGUGUUGAGUAGCUAAUUGACUCAGCAUACACAUCAGUCUUAUUGAUAAUGAAAACAAAACAAAAGGAUUAAGUUUUUGGGUUUAUCAUCCUAAAUACCACAAGUUUUUUUCUCCCUUUUCUUUCUGUCUCAAAAAUACACAAAGCAAUGCUGAGAGUUAAUAUAUGGGGUGAUGCAUGAUUCCUAGCGACUCCAAAAUAAUAGAUUGACCAUACUCUGUGUCUGAUUCUUUUCUACUCCCAGCUUUUCCAAAAAAAUACAAGUUGAAUAGUUCCCCUACUUUCGAACCGAAAACUCACCAAAUUCCUCUCUAUAUUUUUCCUGUAGGUAUGGAAUGAAUUUUUUUUUUCCUUCUUUUUUUUAUUUUGCGGUCUUUGAUCCAUAUUAUUUGUUUUGAAUCUUGUUGUCGGUUCUAACAUCAGAGUCUCCUUUUCUUUUCCACUAGCAUAGGAAUCCUUGCGUCUAAUAUAUCCACGAAUCUAGCUGAACCGGUAUCAAGACAAUAAACAUCUCUACUUUUUAUUCUUCAGAAAUUCAGCCAUUGCGAUGCUUUGACUGUGGGCGGGAUACAUACCGUCCUGUUAAAGAGUUGGGUUACUGGUGCGGCCAGGAUAUAUGCUUUCCAAUCGGAGCGGUUGCCACUUAAUUAUGUAGGAGCAAGUCUCACCUUCACCAUUUGACUUGUGGGUUGGUCGGUGCAUUCAUUAGUCCGCACUACUGGACGCUACAGACCGAUGUGGUCCUUGGCCACCGCUCGCCUUACCUAAUCCUCAUGUCGCUUUACUUAGUUGGGUAAAAACACAAAGAACAAGAAAGAAUGUUUUUUCUUUUUUGAAAUACAUUUAUUACACUUAGAACAUGUUAAUACCAAUAUUUUUAUUUUUCCCCCUGAAAAUAAAUGAUAAAACAAUAGAAUAAAAUCUAAGAUUAAAAACAAAAUUAAAGAUACAUAAUUCAAUAAGUAAAUUAUUGUUUGUCUUUUAAAUUUUUUUUUUUUUAAAUAUAUAAAUAUAGUUUUAUUAAUAUACAACAUAACUUCAUCUUAAUUAAAUACUUGGAAGAACUUAACCCUUAAGUAACAAUUCUAAUAUGUUAAUAAUUAUACAUAUUAGACUGCACAUAUUUUAUACUAAAAAAAUAUGUAUAAAAAUAUAUUCUCUAACCGUACAUAAGUAGAAACACUGGUAAGAGAUGCAAUUUUUUUUUUUUAUAACUCCACAACUAGCCUUAUUUGAUUCACUUAAUAACAGCCAAUGAAAGCACAUUUCUUUUUAUCAUAAAUUUUUUUUCCCUCUAAGUUUCUAUUGUUAACGAAUUGAUAUCACAUCAGAACAAUGUUUUAAAAAACACAAGAUCAAAUAAGCAUGAAACAUAUCAGAGCCAAUAAAGUCACGAAUCAGGAUCACAUUUAAAAAAUAAAUUAUAUCAACAACCAUAUUAUCACUUUAUCAUUAAGUUUUUCAAUUACAAUAAAUAAAUAAUUUUCAGCCAUAAUUUUACGAUACUGAGCCCAUUUUUGAUUAAUGUCAGGAUGUUCUAUAUUCAUUUGCCAGUCUAUUUUAAAUUCAUUAUUUAGGAAUCAAAUAAAUUAAUUUUCAUUUAAAAAAUCUUUGUUAAAAAGAAAAUAUAAAUAUUUAAAGUUGACUAAAUAAAAUAUAAUCAACAUUGCAUUUUUUAAGUAAAUAAUUUCCUGACAAUGUAAAAAAUGGGCUUGCGUUAUUCUAGGCAACAUCGAUGUCUAACAUUGUUAUCUAGAUCAUUUUAUUUUAUUAAUAAUAUUAAAAAAAUAUGCAGCAAAAUAUUCAGCAACGGCUACUUGUUGAUGAGGUACAUAGCCGGCUGUUUCCAAUGGUGCUGGAAACCGAGCAGGUAGUACGGAGUCGAGACGAAAAUGUUGUAAUCAGAAGAAUUUUUCUCGUUCAUUAAGGGUUCAUCAGUACUUGCCAAUGGCGGAAUAUAAGGUAAGGUCAGUUCUUGAAGCCAUCGAAAAUCAGAGCAAUGUUCAAAGGUACC
This is a messenger RNA of Nezara viridula (southern green stink bug), 5976 nucleotides long. The record is from the annotation of a GenBank genome assembly. Lineage: Eukaryota; Metazoa; Arthropoda; Insecta; Hemiptera; Pentatomidae.